UAGUAUGAAGGCUGGAAAAUGUCUCUGUCUCUACAGGAAGUGGCUUUGUGGUUCCUGUUUCUGGCUUCGUGUGUCGACUCUGUAACAAGUUCUUCUACAGAGAGACGACAGCGCGACACACACACUGCAGGACACGCACACACUACCUCAACCUGCAGAGUCACAGACCUCAGCAGAGACCUGAAGACGAGGACCGAACCGCUCAGACUCUGUCCCACAAUGCAUCUGUGUAUCCAGGGUGUUUGGUUUGCCUGCAGCAGUAGUUCGGUGUAUGAAAAAGUCUGAACGCGGUCAGAAACACCUGCCGCCGUCCGUCGCCUUCAGGAAGCUGGUUCUGUCUGACCAACAGCUGCUGAUCAGUCUUCAGUGAAGUGUUCCACCGCUCCAUCAGUACUGUUUUCAGUCCACGUGGCAUGCCGCACCCUGUCUUGGCCGCAGGGGGCGCUGUGCCGGCUCAGCGCAGAGGAUUGUGGGGCGGAGGAGGCAGCAGCUGAGCAUCAUCAUCACUGAACAGCGGGACCUGGACUCUUCUCACCGGCCUGUAUCCUGAGCUGAGAGCCCGUUUCUCCGACCUGAAGUGCCUUAACAGCGGAGGGAGAGAUGGGACACGGAGACCUGAUGGGCCAGGCGGAGGACGUGGCGGACCAGUUCCUGCGGGUCACCAAGCACUACCUGCCCCACGUGGCCCGGCUCUGCCUGGUCAGCACCUUCCUGGAGGACGGCGUCAGGAUGUGGUUCCAGUGGGGGGAGCAGAGCGAGUACAUCGACUCCGCCUGGAGCUGCGGACGCUUCCUCGCCACCGUCUUCGUCCUGCUCAACCUGCUGGGGCAGCUGGGUAAUAAAUAUAAACACAAACACAAACACACACACACGUUUGUCUUUGGACGCUGA
Micropterus dolomieu (smallmouth bass) is the source of this 891-nucleotide messenger RNA. RefSeq names its product surfeit locus protein 4-like. Gene Ontology annotation, biological process: Golgi organization. Gene Ontology annotation, cellular component: endoplasmic reticulum-Golgi intermediate compartment; endoplasmic reticulum; membrane. Lineage: Eukaryota; Metazoa; Chordata; Actinopteri; Centrarchiformes; Centrarchidae. Bases 601 to 891 code for a protein of 96 amino acids. The transcript has 5 exons. The record is from RefSeq and is a predicted model, not a curated record.